AUGGCCCAGUUGGUAGAGCAAUUCUUGAAGAUGAAGCCGCCAAAAUUUAAUGGCAAGGGUGACCCCGAAGCUGCCCCAGAUUGGGUAGAGGAAUUAGAGAAGGCAUUUGAGGUGUUGGGGUGCACCGAUGCAGAGAAAGUGACGUUGGCGGCAUAUCAGUUGCAGAGUAGUGCGAAUGAUUGGUGGAAAGCCACCAGGGGUAGGGUAUUCUCGGUAGGUGCAGAAUUGAACUGGGCAGUGUUUGUCGAAAGUUUUUAUGAGAAGUAUUUCUCGGAGAAUGCCCAGGAAAAGAAGUUAAUGGAAUUUAUGCGAUUACGCCAAGGUCAGAUGACCGUUGACCAAUAUGAAGCAGAAUUUGCGAGAUUGGCAAAGUUUGCCCCGACAAUGGUAGAAAGCUCACGAGAUAGGGCUAGAAGAUUCCGGGACGGAUUGAGGCCGGAUCUUCGGAGUCAGAUAUUAUCGCACGACAUUAAGGAUUAUGGAGAAAUGUAUAGGCGGGCUCAGAUUAUAGAGCGGGACCAACAAGAAAGAGCAGCUGCUUUUGGAUCGCGGUUUACCCAAAGCAGAGAUAACCGCCGUAUGGGAAAAAGGCCUAUGGCAGGAAAUAUAGGAAAGCCAAGCCCCCAGCCGAGUAGAUUUGGGCCAUGUUUCAGGUGUGGGAGUCUGGAGCACCAGAUUUGGAGUUGCCCACAGCAGCAUCCCUCAGGACCGCCCAGGUUGCCGCCUUCCCGAGUUGGAAAUCAAGCCGGACCUCCCCCACCGGCCAAUCAAGGACGACCACCGACGCAGGGAAGAGUUUAUGGCAUGGCGCGCAGAGAAGCUGAGAAUGCGCCGGGCGUGGUCACAGGUACCAUUUAUCUCUGCAAUCAUGCUGCUUAUGCGUUGUUUGAUCCGGGGGCGGCCCACUCUUUUGUUUCGGAGCAAUUAGUUAAGUUAGUUGGGUUGGAACCAUUGUUGCUUGAGACUAUGCUUAAUGUGUCGAUGCCUAUGAAUGAUAAAAUGUUAGUCUCUUUUGGAUGUCCCAACUGUAAGAUUGUGAUUGGGGGUAGGGAAGAAAGUAUUGACUUGGCAGUGUUGGCCAUGUUCGAUUUCGAUGUGAUAAUUGGGAUGGACUGGCUAACUGGAUACCAUCAGUUAAGGAUCCGGAAGGAGGAUAUACCUAAGACCGCUUUCAGAACGCGGUAUGAGCACUACGAGUUUACAGUGAUGCCCUUCGGAUUGACCAAUGCCCCCGCCGCCUUCAUGGACCUAUUUAACAAAGUGUUCAAGGAAUUUCUGGACAGAUUUGUCAUAGUGUUCAUCGACGAUAUUUUGGUGUAUUCGAAAAGCCCAGAGGAGCAUGAGAGUAGCGUUUCUUGGGCAUAUAGUUUCGGGAAAUGGGGUUUCUGUAGACCCAGCUAA
Messenger RNA from Syzygium oleosum, 1401 nucleotides. RefSeq lists its product as uncharacterized. The record is from RefSeq and is a predicted model, not a curated record. Lineage: Eukaryota; Viridiplantae; Streptophyta; Magnoliopsida; Myrtales; Myrtaceae. The coding region runs from base 1 to 1401 and encodes 466 amino acids. The transcript is spliced from 3 exons.